AUGAGGUUGACAGAGAUAGGGGAUAUGGCUCAAAAGUUUGGUUAUACUGAAUUCAUUUCAUACCAUUAUCGAGUGAUUGGUAGGGACUUAAAUUAUGGAUUAAGGCCACUUAGGAAUGAUAGUGAUGUAAUGGAUAUGGUGAAAUGGGUGCAUGUAAGUAGGAAAAUUGAAGUGUAUUUAGAGCAUAUCCCUGAUGACCAGUUACUUGAGCUCGAAAAAUUUAAUCCCUUUUAUCAUGCAUCAGUUGUCAUUGAGGAAAUUGGAAGUGACACAAGUAAUGUGGAGGGUGAGGGGGAAGUUGAAGUUGAAGUUGAAAGGAAUGUUGAAUGGGGUGGGUUAGGGAGGAAGAAGCAAAAUGAUGAAAGGGUUGAGGUACCUCAUAUUGACUGCCUAGAGCUUGAUGUUACAUUUGAUGACCUGAAGAGCAUUAAUGGAUCUUCUGAUGAAGAGGCUGAAAGCAAUAGGGUUAGAUACCUAGAGUUUAAUCCGAACACAGAUAUGGCAGACCCACAAUUCAAGGUUGGCAUGGUUUUUGGCAAUGCCAAAAUAUUCAAAGUUGCUGUUAAGGAGCAUGGAAUUAAGAUUGGGAAGGCCACUAAAAUUGUUUAUAAUAGACAAGUGAAUUUUACAUGGUUGUCUAAGAAGUACUUGGAGACAUUAAAGUCCAAUCCAUCUAUUCUAGUGCAGUCAUUCAAGCAAAUUGUGCAAAAGGAUCACAAGGUUGGUAUAUCCAGGAGCCAAGUGUAUAGGACAAAGAGAAAAGCACAAGAGUUGAUAGAGGGAAGCCUCAUGGAACAAUAUGCCAAGUUAUGGGAUUACUGUGAAGAGAUAAAAAGAACUAAUCCAGGGACAACUAUCAUAGUCAAGGAAGAUGAUGAAGAAUCACAAAAUGGAGAACAUGAAAUAGAUGAAGCCAAGCCUAGGUUUCAAAGGAUUUUUGUAUGCUUUGGAGGUUGCAAGCAAGGUUUUCUGGCAGGAUAUAAGCCAUUCAUUGGGGUUGAUGCCUGCCAUUUGAAAGGGCCAUAUAAAGGAUAA
Camellia sinensis is the source of this 1035-nucleotide messenger RNA. The record is from RefSeq and is a predicted model, not a curated record. Lineage: Eukaryota; Viridiplantae; Streptophyta; Magnoliopsida; Ericales; Theaceae.